AAAAACUUGGCUAGUUCUUUCUUAACCUUCUUUGUCGCCAUUGACAUCAUCCCUUCACUAAUCACCAAGGUUUUGUUUGCUCUGCAAACAUGUGUGAGUUAGCCUUGUCAUCAUCUUCAGAAGAGACUCCAAAUAGGAAGAAGAUUGGUUUCUCUUCUCUUCUCCUCUCUGACUUACAUCUCUUUUGCUCAUUCAUCUUCUCACACCCUUUCUAUUUCUCUUACUUGCUCUUCUUUUCACCUUACAUCUUCAAGAUUCUCUCUUUUCUUUCACCACUUUUUGUUACCACCACACUCUUGCUUCUUGCCUUAUUGAGUACUUUGCACAGUACUUGUCCUGAUUCUGAAUCAUUAGAAACACAACCAAGCUUCCUUUUCUCCUUUUUUUGUAAGCUUGGAAGUGUCUUGGAACACAAGUUUGAGGUUAACGAUGAGGGUUUUAGGUCCUUGGAAGUGUUGGAAGCGUAUAAGCUGGUCGUUGAGGCUUGCUCUAUGGAACUUGCGUCCGAGAAUGAGAUAUGUCCGGAUGAAUUGAUGUUUGUUGACAAAUUCUGUAGCCAUGAGAGCAAGGUGUCCGAAGCUUUGACCGAUGAGGAGCCAGCUGAGAUCAAACCGUUGAAGUUUGAGGAUCUGAUUGAUUUGGAGAAAGAAGUGGAAACCAAGAAAUGUGAACAGGAAGAAGAAGAAGAACAUAAAGUCAAAACCAAAAGUGAAGCUGUCCUCGAUAAGGGAGAAGAGCCGACAAAAGAAGAAUCCAAAGUUCAAAAAGUUGACCUUGUCGGAGAUAGUAAUGAUGAAAGCAAUGAUCUCCCAAAACUAAGCGAUUUUCUCGGAGAAGGGAAGAGAGACAAAGUGACUAAGAAGAAGGAAGAAGAAGAAGAUGAAGAAGAAGACAAUGUUUCUCUCCAAAGCUUUGGAUCAAUGAGGAAAGAGAAAGAAUGGAGAAGAACAUUAGCUUGCAAGCUCUUCGAAGAACGACACAAUGCUGACGUUGGACAAGGCAUGGAUCAGCUUUGGGAGACUUACGAGACACAAACAGAGAAGAAGGAAGAAGAUAAGAAGAAGAAGCUCAAGAAGAAGACAAAGUCGAUGAUGAUGAAGACAAAGAGUAUAGAUCAUAAGGAAGUAAUAGUAGAGGAGGAAGAUGAUGAUGUGGUUGAUCAUCAGCAACUUUGUUGCUUACAGGCUUUGAAGUUCUCAACAGGGAAGAUGCAUUUGGGAAUUGCGAGACCUAACCUUCUCAAACUAUCCAAGGCUUUCAAAGGCAUUGGACGUUUCUACAAUGCUAAUAAGCAUUCCAAGAAAGCUUAAAAAGGAUAUGAAUAAAAACUUUGUGUUAAAUAAUUUCGAAUCUAUAAAUAUAUAUAAGCAACUAGAUGUCUAGAUUUAGUUAUGCUUUUGUAAUUUCCAUAGUUUUGAGGAACUUUUUCUGUAUGCACAAGUUAAUUAAGGGUAAAUGAAACUAAAAUAUGUAA
Molecule: messenger RNA, 1474 nt
Organism: Capsella rubella
Lineage: Eukaryota; Viridiplantae; Streptophyta; Magnoliopsida; Brassicales; Brassicaceae
Exons: 1
Coding region: 90-1310 (406 amino acids)
Source: RefSeq, a predicted model, not a curated record